This is a messenger RNA of Acipenser ruthenus (sterlet), 4109 nucleotides long. Its product is annotated as secreted frizzled-related protein 1-like. Gene Ontology annotation, biological process: negative regulation of canonical Wnt signaling pathway; canonical Wnt signaling pathway; non-canonical Wnt signaling pathway. NCBI's taxonomy places the organism in Eukaryota, Metazoa, Chordata, Actinopteri, Acipenseriformes, Acipenseridae. Bases 341 to 1285 code for a protein of 314 amino acids. The record is from RefSeq and is a predicted model, not a curated record. Gene Ontology annotation, molecular function: Wnt-protein binding. The transcript has 3 exons.
GUGCAUUCUCAGUAAUGCUAGCUGGUGUGGUAGUAGUAUGACUCAGUAGCAGCAGCAGCAGCAGCAGUGGUAAAACAACCUUAGCUUGAAUGCUAUGGAUUUUUAGGAAGAGUUAGUGCUAAGUGCAAAGCUGUGUAUGGGAGGAAAUUAGGCUAUUUAUAUAAAUUAUAUAUCUAUACAUAUUCAUAUGAAAGUACAUCAACAGAGUUCAGCAACUGGAGUCUGACCUUUUUGUUUUGGGCAACUGAAAUUAAUUUUAUUGAGCUUUGUAACAUUUAAAAAAGAUAGAAGACAACUUUUCUUUUUCUAAGUUAGAAGGAAGCUGGACUUUAACCGCAGAAUGAGGAGGCUGCUGUGCUUCACCCCCAGGUGCCUCUGGAGUUCCAUGCCAGCACUCUUUGCUUUAACCCUCGCCCUGCUUUCUUGCUGUCGGGCCACAGAGUACGAGUACCUCAGCUGGCAGUCUGACCUGUACACCGGCGGGCGCAUCUAUGGCAAGCAGCCGCAGUGCGUGGACAUCCCAGACGACCUGAGGCUGUGCCACAACGUGGGCUACCAGCAGAUGCUGCUGCCCAACCUUCUGGAGCACGAGACCAUGGCUGAGGUGAGGCAGCAGGCAGGCAGCUGGGUGCCCCUGGUCCACAAGAACUGCCACCCGGGCACCCAGGUGUUCCUGUGCUCCCUGUUUGCGCCAGUCUGCCUGGAUCGGCCCAUCUACCCGUGCCGCUGGCUGUGCGAGGCAGUGCGAGACGGGUGCACCCCCAUUAUGGAGGCGUUUGGCUUCCCCUGGCCCGAGAUGCUCACCUGCGAGAAGUUCCCACAGGACGACGUCUGCAUCGCCAUGAGCCCCGCCAAUGCCACGGAGACCACCAAGACGCAAGACUCUGGCAUCUGCCCGCCAUGUGACAACGAAAUGCAAACAGACGUCAUCCUGGAGCACAUGUGUGCCAGCGAGUUCGCCAUCAAGACGAAAAUCAAGGAGGUGAAGAGGGAAAACUCGGACCGUAAAGUGAUCCUGCAGAAGAAGAAGAAAGCCUUGAAGCUGGGAAGCCUCAAGAAGAAGGACCUGAAGAAGCUGGUGCUGUACCUGAAGAACGGAGCAGACUGCCCCUGCCAGCAGCUGGACAACCUGGGCAACAUGUACCUCAUCAUGGGCCGCAAAGUGGACAAGCAGUACCUGCUAACAGGCAUCCACAAGUGGGACAAGUCCAGCAAGGAGUUCAAAAAGGCCAUGAAGAAAGUCAAGAGCCAUAAGUGCCCAGCCUUUGAGACUGUCUUCAAAUGAUCAGCAAUGCAUUUGCAUCUCAUGAACUUGCACAAAAACCAGCUGAUUUUACGAUAGUAGAGCAUCGCUGUAUCUAUAAAACAAACAAACAAGCUAAAUCUAAAACCUCUUAAUUGUUUCUUUCCCCGCAUACUUUCCCUGGAGGUUUCUCAUUCUUUUGUUGUAUACUGUAUCUUUCCCCUAAAUGUAUUUUAAAUCAUUGCCUGAACAAGUUUUGGUUUUUGUUCACAAUAUGGAUCUGAGAAGUGAAUUCUUUUGAGCUGAAAUACAAUUACCAUUCUGAUAUAUCAUGGUAAAUAUUUACAAGUGCCAAUUUUAAUAAGGCUCUGCAUGGCUGCAUUGGGUUUUAAUAGUAAUACAGUAAUAUUUGAACCUCUUGCCUUGCAUUAAACAAGUGAAAUGGGGGAAUCGUUAUCAAGCAACAAUCAUUUUAAUUAAUGUAUAACAAAGAGAAAACAAAAACGGUCAAAGCCACAGGCUAGUCUGCUCAGGUCCAAGGUAUAUAUUUUUUAAAUCCAUGAAAUAACACGCAAUAAAAAAGGGUGUACUAUGGUACAAACCAAAUAGCUUUUGCAAUUUGCUGACAUAUCGGCUUGCAUGCUGUCUGAUUGAGCUGCGUUUCAGGGUCUUCUUGUUGUCCAGCUCUCAAUACAAAAACACUAAACACUUCACAUAGUCUACAGCAGGGUUUCCCAAUCCUGGUCCUGGGGACCCCCUGUGUCUGCUGGUUUUCAUUCCAGUUGAGCUCUGAAUGACUUAAUUGAACCCUUAAAAGAACUGAUAAUUUGCUUAAUUUGACCCUUUUACUUGUUUUCAGCUCUUAAACAGUUGCAGAUUUCAAGUUAGCUAGAACAUGUUAUAAAUAACUUGAACUAUGCAACUGUUUAAGAGUUGAAAACAAGUAAAAGGGUCUAAUUAGCAAAUUAUCAUUUCAAUUAAGGGUCUAGUUAAGUAAUUGAGAGGUCGGUUGGAAUGAAAACCAGCAGACACAGGGGGUCCCAGGGACUACAGCACAGAGCCCUGAUCCACAAAACUGUCUUCAUCAUCUUCUUCUUCAUUUUCUUCUUCUUCUGAAUUGCUAGGUAAUACUGGGAAACACUGUUAACAAACCUUGUAUUGAUGAAAACCAAAAAACUAAUCUUAGAUCCUCCAUAUAUGUACGUUUUACAGUGAUUACAUUUCUAAAUUACAGAUAUUUUUGGGGGGAUAUUUACUGGCUUUUUUAUUUUUUUAUUUCCAUGUAUAUAAAGGCCUCCACUCGUAUAUUUUUGGGAUGAACAGCACAAUCAUUAGGCUAUCCUGGCUAUAGAGCUGCUUCAGCUAUAGAGACGCUUUUUGACCGUGAAAAUAAUCGCACACGCUGUAAUCCAGGACACAAAGAAAGCACUGUAGGCUUCAAGCCUGAUUUGGCACAUGAUAUUUGACCCCCAACAGUCUGAAUUCGGCUAGUCAGACUGACUGAUGCAUAUUUAUGACCUGACAGCAUUUUGUUCAGUCAUUUUACAUCACAGUUCAUAAAGGAUGUAGGAACUAGGAGUAGAAAACAGACUUCAACUAUAAUGACUACCAAAGAGUCUAUACUGUACUCUGGCCCUCGAGAUCUAUUCUAGUCCUGGUCUUUAUUCCAAGCAGGUCCUGAAUUAGUUAACAGCUUCAAUUAACUACAUUAGAACCUGCUUGGAGUAAAAACCUGGACUGGACUUGAUCUCCAGGGCCAGAGCUGAGUACCACUGCUGUACAGCUAUGGCCAAAGGUUUUGCAUCACCCUAUAGAAUUAAUACAUUUUUCUUCAUUAAGUCGAAUGAAACCUGAAUAAUGUAAAGUUACCAUAUUGAAUUACAUACCGCUUUGUAGUUUCCCAUAUACUUAACAGAAAUUGAAAUCUAACAUGAAAUACUGUACUGCUAUUAUGGCUUCCGGUAGACUUUUGCAAUAGCAUUUUGUAGUUUUUUUUUUAAUUUUUUUAUUACAUGAUGUUAAAUAAAAUAUCUAAAUUAUGUUCAUAUCGUUUUUUUUUUUCCUCAAUCUGAAAAUUCUAGGUGAUGCAAAACUUUAGGCCAUAGCUGUAUACUGUACUGAUGGCUUUGCUGAUAACAUGCAUAAACGCUCCCUAUUACAAUAUGUUCAGCCAUCUUUUCCGUACUAAGUGACUGUCUGUCAUGUUCCAGAGGGACAGCUAGUACAAUGGGAACUGAAAAGAAGGAAGAGGCAGUGCCAGUCUUGGUGUGUCUAUUGUCGCCCUGUGCUUUAUAUCCAUUGAGCUGCAUAGUACAGAACUGUUUAAAACCAUCAUGUUAUCCAAAAUCAUGUGAUCAGUGUCAUGUGUUUGCCCCUGGAUAUCACUGUAGUUGAAACUGGUAUUUUAUGAAUGUAUAAUUUCUGCUUUAAGGAAAAACGAGUUGUGUUAAAGGUAGAUAACUCCAUACCAACUGUAAGGGUAAUCAGAGGAAAAGUAAACCUGUUUUCACUCAUUUGAAUUAAAUCAAAGAAAGAAAGACCAGACUGCUGCCUGGGGGGGGGGGGGAGAAAAUAGUUUCUGUAACUUGUGUGAUCUUAUGGAGACGGUGGAACAACUGACUGCUAUAUACAUGAAGCAAUUGUAAUGCAUUAAGGUACACAGAAACACAUUCGAACCACCCAGUGUGGCCAUGUAUUUAUUACUGUGUAUUUUAUUGCAGUUCCCAUUGGAUUACCAUGUUUAAAAAUAUGUUUUUUUAAUAUUGCAUCCGCUGUUCAAAUCAUUUGAAAACAUUGUUGCAUUGCUACCAGCUAUUAUGUACAUAACAAAUUUAACACAAAUAUAAAACAAAAUACAGUGAAACCA